This is a messenger RNA of Cariama cristata (Red-legged seriema), 7773 nucleotides long. RefSeq names its product immunoglobulin superfamily, member 10 (gene IGSF10). The record is from RefSeq and is a predicted model, not a curated record. Lineage: Eukaryota; Metazoa; Chordata; Aves; Cariamiformes; Cariamidae. Gene Ontology annotation, cellular component: extracellular region. Gene Ontology annotation, molecular function: protein binding.
CCCAGGCUCUGCGCCUGCUACGUCCCAACCGAGGUGCAUUGCACGUUCCGGUACUUCACAGCCGUCCCACCGCACAUCCCGCCAAACGUGGAGCGCGUCAAUCUGGGUUACAACAGCUUGCUUAAACUGACGGAAACAGAUUUUUCUGGCCUGGAGAAACUGGAGUUACUGAUGCUGCACAGCAAUGAGAUAAAUACAAUCCCUGAUAAGGUGUUCAGUGAUUUAUAUUCAUUACAGGUCUUAAAAAUGAGUUAUAACAAGGUCAGAGUGCAGGAUGUUUUUAGUGGUCUAAAGAACUUGGUACGCUUGCAUAUGGACCACAAUAAAAUUGAAUUUGUAAAUCCCAAUGUUUUCUACGGACUCACAUCACUGAGGUUGGUCCACCUGGAAGGAAAUUUACUUAAGCAGCUUCAUUCAGAUACUUUUGUCACCUUGCGCUAUAGCCAAAUAUUUAAAAUAUCCUUCAUGAAGCACAUAUAUUUGUCUGACAACAUGUUGACUUCACUCCCACGAGAAAUGUUUUCCUACAUGGCUGAGCUAGAGAGCAUUUACCUUCAUGGAAACUCAUGGUCCUGUGAUUGCAAUCUCCAGUGGUUUGCAGAAUGGGCAAAAGAGAGACCAGAUGUUAUAAAGUGCAAAAAAGACAGAAGUUCCGGUGCUCAGCAAUGCCCAGCUUGUGCUAGUCCCAAAAAUCAGAAAGGGAGAAGCUUAGUGGAUAUUCCUUCUGCAUCUUUAACCUGCACUAAGCCAGCUAUACAUGACUCCCUGAAAUUUAAAAACCUCACAGUGCCAGAUGAUGGGGAUUUCAGUUCCGUAUCUCCCAAGGACUUCGUUGCUCCUAUAGGAUCCAUGGUUUUGAACAUGACUGACCGAGCAGGAAGUCGCGGUAACUUGGUUUGCAACGUCCACAAACCUAAAGAAAUGUCUCCCAUCUCGUUUGACAAAGAUGGCAACCAUACAGUACUCAAAACAUCAUUCUCAGCAUUUCUUGUGUGUGGCAUUGAUUAUGAACACAUUCAGCAGCUGUGGAGCAUACUGGCACUGUACAGUAAUUCUCCCUUAAAACUGGAAAGGAACGUCCUAGCAACUAACAUGCCUUUUAUUAGUUACAAAUAUAAACAAAUCUACUCCGAAAAAGACGAACUUUUUACCAAUAUAGAGACUGAACUGAGAGCUGAACCAUCUUGGUUAAUGCAAAGCAAAGUGGCAUUACAGCUAGAUAGGACAGCAACCACACUUGACACAUUGCACAUCCAGUACUUUACGGAUGCUCGGAUUAUUUUGCCCAGUGCUGACAAAAAACAGGCGAGAAAUAACUGGACCAUCAUCUCGAGGGACAACAAAACACAAACAGAGCACACUGUUUUAGUCGGGGGGACAGUAGAACUAGAGUGCCAAGCAAUUGGAGAACCAGCUCCUGCAAUAGCGUGGAUAUUGGCUGAUGGGAGCAAAGUUAGAGCUCCUUAUGUCAGUGAGGAUGGAAGAAUCAUAGUAGUUAAAACUGGGACAUUCACGUUACGGACAGCUGAUACUUUUGACUCCGGGCUUUAUCACUGCAUUGGCACAAAUGACAACGAUGCAGAUACUCUCACAUUUAGAGUUACUGUGGUCGAUCCAUAUGUGGAACACAACAGUGUAAAUGGAGCCCAACUUUCUACAUUUGUUGGCGCCACACUCUAUCUUCCCUGUACGUCCACUGCUGUUCCAGAUGCUACCAUUAGUUGGGUGCUACCUGAGCAUGCGAUUCUUCAUCAUUCUGUAAGAAACAAACAUAUUUUUGACAAUGGUACCUUGAGAAUACAAGGGGUAACAGAGCGAGACGGUGGCUACUUUAGAUGUGUCGCAGCCAACCAGUAUGGUGUUGAUCUUUUGGUUUUCCAAGUGCUAGUUAGAAAGGACGAAACCACUCUAAAGAAAAAGCAUGUAGCUGUGGGAGAAUGGGAAGAGGGUGAUGGCUCUGGCAACGCAAUGCUGGCCUCUGCUACAGCAAAGAAACAUCCUUUAGCUACUCUGGCUACCUUGACAGCUAAUCAGGAAUCUGCUGCCUCAGCAUUCAGAAAUCGGGUCGCACAGAGUGCACAUAAAAGGAACAACUACGGGAAGAUGACUUACAGGCACUACAGGGACAAAAUAAGCAGGCGGUUUAGAGGACACAGAAGACAGUUUGUUUCCUCAGCCAGGCGAGUCGAUCCACAGCGGUGGGCAGCCUUUUUGGAAAAAACAAAGAGGAACUCGACAUUGAUAGGAAAACGAGGAGAAGUUGCAACGAAACCACCUAUUCAAGUCCAUAAGUUCUCAGAAGUACCUGGGGAUGAGGAGGAAACGUCUGGUGAUCUUGUGUCUCCAGAAGAAGAAUUCAUGAUACCAGUUACAGAGACAGCCACUAUGACUACGAGUAACACUCCUGCUAGGAAAACCUCUCUCCUGGUUGCAGAGGCAGUAACUCCCCUACCCUCUCCUUUUUCACAGUCUGUGUCAUCUGACAGCAGAAGGCCACAAACGUAUCUAAAACCUACAGUUACAAACUCAUGGGAAAGAUCUGAUUUAAGUCAAAUAUCAGCAAAUGGUAUAAAACAAUCAACUGUAUCAAGUAGAGCAUUUACACUCUUCCCUGCUGGCCAAAGGUUGGUAUAUUCUGGGGGAAGUAAUAACCAGCAUUUAAAAUCUGUAUCUACAACACCCAUGACAGCUGUUACAGACACCAGCAAAUCUGUAACUUCCCAAAACAAACUGGACAAGCUAUAUGAUUUUACUGAGUCUAUUGAUGAGCUUUCCACCAAAACAGAUCACCAGCUAUCUGUAGUGACAGUCAGUGAACCAAGCCCUGAAUUGGGUCACAGUUAUUUUCAUCGUACUCAGAAACGAGUAACUCCAAAUCCACCAUUGGCCUCAACUAUCAUUACUCAUCAGCAAAUUCAGAUUAUUCAGGAUGUUACAACUCAUACACCCCAGGCCCAGCAGCAAUAUGGAAGACGAAGGAAAAUUUCUGGUAGGAGACAAAUUGUCAGACCAGGACGCAUUCCAAGUAUGAAAGAGCACAGAUACAAUUUUGGGAGGCCAGGGUCCAUCAGAGGAAGUACAGCUGUGGCUGCAGACGUUCAGCUGAAUAUGAAAUAUGUAUCAAAUUUACCAACCUUAAAUAAUUUAAGCAGCUCCAUCAACCCGUUUAGCCCAGAGACACCUCUGUCCUCCAGCUCUACCAUGAAUAUGCCAUUGGAGCACCCAGCGGGUACUCAUCAAAACACAGCAUUCUUCAGGGAAGAGGAAAAUGAACCUAGUGCUAGGCAAAAGGCUACUACGACAGUCAUGCCUUUCAUUACAGAGGGCACCCAAGAUACUCCUCAAUGGAAAUUAGAGAGCAGUGCUCCAUUUCAGACAAAUACUGAUAGAUUCCAACCUUUUAGCAUCAGACUACCGACAACAGCAAUCCACAGAGCUCAUAUUGCUACAGAAAUUACACAUACCAUACGCACUAAGAUAUCUUCUACCCUUGAAUCAGUCUCACCCAGCAUUAAGCCUAGAACCUCACCAAAAAAUUCCCAAAGAGGAAAAAUUACUUGGGAACAUCUCUUUGGAAAUGGUGCACAAAAAGAGGUUCUGAAGAAACUGCCAAAACAACAACUAGAUAUGUUUCCAUCAACAGAGGUAUCGACCAUGCUUCCUGAAACUACAGUAGCGUUAGCUAUGCCCACAAUGUCUCCUUUGCACUUUACGCCUAUUUCUACAGGUGGGAAUCACAGCAGUGGUUUCUUGUCUUUAAACAAACCCGCUCGUUAUGGCAACGGUGAGUCAGAAGAACAUCGUCCCACUGCAAAACCACGUUCUGACUCUCCUCUUGCAACUAAUGCAACCAAAGAAAUGGAUGUAACAAGUUUAAAGCCAACAGUUACACCUAUUAUUACUCCUCAAACUGACACCAAAGUCACCAAAAGUAAAACAUUCAGAGUGGGAAGAAAGAGAGGCCAGAGGAGGAAGAGGCCCCCUAAAACAUCUCCCUCACAAAGCGUGACGGCAGCCAACAGCACUGCAGCGAUUCCCUCUGCGAACACAGCCGCGCCUGCCGCGACAACAGUCACGUCAUUAACUGUGCCUACAAGUCUUACGCCCGCAAACCCCCUCUCCGAGAGCGCAAGUGCAGCCUCAGUGACAGAAGUGCCAGCACCCUGGAUGCUUAACACCCCAGAGGGGCCGUGGCAUGUGGCUAGGGCAGCCACGCAGACUUCGGUGACCCCUGUCACUCGGCAGGACGCCCCGUCGGCCGUGUUACCACCCGACGGUCAGAGCCCCGCCAAACUCAUCCCAGCCACCCCACCGCUUCCAGGACCUGUCAGCACCGCAAGCGCACGCUCUGCCACGAUCUGUGCAUCUGGCUCAGACCCUGCUCAGCAAAUCAAAGCCACCGCAACGGCAGGUGAAAAAUCAUGGCUGAAAGCGAAAGAGAGAGUCAUCCAAGGAAACCGUGUAACGCGUCCCACAUUCCCAGCGAGAUCCGAGUCAAGUACCAGAGCUCCUGCUGCAGCCAUCACUCCUCCCAGCGCUCGGCAACCCACCCCACCGCCGGCCCUAGCAGCGGCCGCGCCACCCACACCUGCUGCGAGAACCACCUCGCCUCUGUCGGGGGAAAGCGAGUCCUGGCAGAGGCCCUCUGCGAAAGUCGUAGAGAGGGGCAACACGUUAACUGUCCGCACGUGGGCCGUGCCGAGGGCGUCGCAGAUGGUGACUCUGUCCACAUCUCGGGGCGGGAGGGCCAAGGAUGGCUGGUCUGGAAAGAGGCAAGAUCAAGAAACUACCACCGCCAAUCCUAUAGCCUUGGACUCUUUAAGUAGAAAUCAUUUUACAAAGCCCAGAAUAAUUGGAGGAAAAUUAGCUGCUUUUACUGUGCUAGCUAACUCAGAUGCCUUUAUUCCUUGCGAAGCUACUGGUAACCCCCACCCAACAAUACACUGGACCAAGGUAUCAUCAGGGACUGAUGCUCUAGAAAGCCGAGGUGACGGCAGAUGGACGGUGUUUGCCAAUGGCACGCUCUCCAUCACCCGGGCAGGCCUGGAGGACCGCGGGCAGUACCUGUGCACCGCGGCCAACACACAUGGCGCGCCACGGCUCCUGGCCACCUUGUCGGUGGUGGCCUACCCGCCCCGCAUCACCGGCAGCAGGUUGCAGCUCCUCACCGCUCACUCCGGAAAGCCCGUGGCAGUGAAGUGCAGAGCUGAGGGCAGGCCUCCUCCCACCCUCUCGUGGGUUCUAGCAAAUAAAACUCACGUCUCUGACGCUUCCGCAGGAAAUAACAACGUUCACGUGGAACCAGACGGCACUUUAUUUAUCAGGGAAGUCACUGUUUACGACAGGGGCCUCUACACAUGCGUGGCUAAAAACCCAGCGGGCACGGACACGCUGGCUGUAAAACUGCAGGUCAUUGCGGCACCUCCCGCUAUUCUGGAGGAGAAGAGACAACGUGUUGAAGGGCUGAUGGGGGAGAAUCUGAAACUCCCUUGCACCGUGAAAGGGAAUCCUCAGCCCACUGUCCACUGGGUUCUGUUUGAUGGCACAGUGGUGAAACCUCUGCAGUUGGUAAACGCAAAGCUGUUCCUGUUCUCCAACGGUACCCUGCACCUCGGCAAUAUCGCUCCUUCUGACAGCGGGAAUUACGAGUGCAUAGCCACAAGCUCGACUGGCUCGGAAAGGAGGGUGGUGAGCCUUGUGGUGGAACGCAGAGAUACGCUUCCAAAAAUAGCUACUGCCUCUCAAGAAAUGACUCGGUUGAAUUUUGGGGAUAAAUUGCUUCUGAACUGCACAGCGACUGGGGAGCCAAAGCCCAGGAUCAUCUGGAGGUUACCCUCCAAGGCAGUUGUUGACCAGUGGCACAGAAUGGGAAGUCGAAUCCAUGUCUACCCCAAUGGCUCCUUGGUUAUCGAGGCAGUUACUGAAAAGGAUGCAGGUGACUAUUUGUGUGUCGCAAGAAACAAAAUUGGAGAUGAUCUGAUACUGAUGAAAGUCAGCGUCACAAUGAAACCGGCCAAGAUUGACCAGAAACAGUAUUUCAAGAAACUAGUGCCCUACGGAAAAGAUUUCAGAGUGGACUGCAAGGCCUCUGGGUCACCUGCACCAGAAAUAUCCUGGAGUUUGCCAGAUGGGACGGUGAUCAAUAACGCGAUGCUGGCAGAUGACAGUGGACGUAGGUCUCGCAGAUACAUCCUCUUUGACAAUGGAACUCUUUAUCUGAACAAAGUUGGAGUAACAGAAGGAGGAGAUUAUACCUGCUACGCUCAGAACACCCUGGGAAGAGAUGAAAUGAAGAUACGCAUCACGGUCAUCAUGGCAGCUCCUCAGAUAAAGCACAAUUACAAGACAUACAUUAAAGUGAAAGCUGGAGAUACGGCAUUACUGGACUGUGAAGCUGUUGGAGAACCCAAGCCAAAAAUAUUCUGGUUGCUACCUUCCAGUGACAUGAUCUCCUCAUCAACAGAGAGACACCUCCUGCACGCCAAUGGUUCCCUAUCAGUCAGUCAAGUCAAACUGUUGGAUGCUGGGCAGUACAUGUGUGUUGCUCGUAAUCCUGGAGGGGAUGAUACAAAAUUGUGUAAACUGGAUGUUGUUGCUAAACCACCCAUCAUAAAUGGUUUAUAUGUGAACAAAACAGUCAUGAAAGUGACGGCAGUGAGGCAUUCAAAGAAACAAAUUGACUGUAGGGCAGAAGGGACACCUCCCCCUCAGGUUAUGUGGAUCAUGCCUGAUAAUAUUUUCCUAACAGCUCCAUAUUAUGGGAGCAGGAUCGUCGUACACAAAAAUGGGACACUUGAGAUUCGGAACCUAAGGCCUUCUGACACAGCAGAAUUUAUAUGUGUGGCACGUAACGAUGGGGGAGAGAGUAUGUUGGUGGUGCAGCUGGAGGUAUUAGAAAUGCUACGGCGACCCAUGUUUAAAAAUCCAUUCAAUGAAAAAAUAAUAGUGAAACCUGGAAAAGCUACCACAUUGAAUUGUUCUGUGGAUGGAAACCCCCCACCUGACAUAAGCUGGAUGUUGCCUAAUGGCUCGUGGUUUUCCAGCGGCAUCAAGACUUCCCAGUUUCUCACAGGAAGCAACGGUACCCUUACCAUCUAUAACCCCGAGAGAGACCAAGCAGGGAAGUAUCGCUGUGCUGCCAGGAAUAAAGUUGGCUAUAUUGAAAAGCUGAUCAUCUUGGAGCUCGGCCAGAAGCCCAGCAUUCUCACUCACCCAAGGGGGCCAGUGAAGGGCAUUAGCGGGGAGCCGUUAUUGCUUCACUGCCUGUCUGAUGGGAGACCCAAACCAAACACAGCGUGGACUCUGCCAGGUGGCUACGUGCUGGAUCGACCGCAGAUCAACAGGAAACACAUACUGCUGGAAAAUGGCACUCUGGUUAUACGAGAAGCCACCGUUCACGACGGAGGAAACUACGUGUGCAAGGCCCACAACACUGCCGGAGAUGCCUCUGUAACCAUUCCUGUCGUUAUCGUAGCCUACGCCCCGAGGAUUACGAAUAGACCACCGCGGACCAUCCACACGAUGCCUGGUGCAGCAGUUCAGCUCCACUGCAUCGCACUGGGAAUACCCAAACCAGAGAUCACCUGGGAGUUACCUGACCACUCAGUACUCUCUACAGCUCACCAAGGCCAAGCAUCUGGGAGCCAACUGCUUCACCCUCCGGGGACGUUGCUCAUCCAGGAUCCCCAGCCCUCCGAUUCUGGUGCGUACAAGUGCACAGCAAAGAACCACCUUGGCAGUGAUUUCACAGUAACGUACAUUCACGUCAUUUGA